Messenger RNA from Aspergillus wentii DTO 134E9, 761 nucleotides. RefSeq lists its product as uncharacterized. The transcript has a single exon. NCBI's taxonomy places the organism in Eukaryota, Fungi, Ascomycota, Eurotiomycetes, Eurotiales, Aspergillaceae. Bases 268 to 651 code for a protein of 127 amino acids. The record is from RefSeq and is a predicted model, not a curated record.
CAUCCUCGUCAUUCUGUUGAAUAUUGCAGCGAUCGAAACUGCCUGACAUUCCCUGCUCCACCGUCUGUACUGUAGGUAAUCUAUUCUGUAUCGCCGUACGCUUGCGGGUUCGUGAUUGUAUCGUCGCCCGUCCUAAGCUGGGAACGCAGCCAAUGAUCGCCGGCUGGAUCCCUGCUAGUCUGUACUAAACCGUAUAUCUUACCGUCUGCAGCGGGCUGGAUUGGCCAGACCGGGUCUAAAUUACCAGGCCGUACGCACGGUGCCUGGAUGCCUGAGGCCCCGGUUGCAGUGUUCAUCGCUUGUCGUCUUUCUUUCUCUCAUCCCCAACUUUCCCAUCCCAUCAUCAUCGUCUUAGUUCUUUGCCUUCCAACACUCUCUCUCUGUCGUUUCUUUUUCCUUUCUUUUUUUCUGCCUCUUUUUUUUUUUUUUCUCUUUUCUUUUCCUUCCACUCUUUUAUUGCCUCUCGUUUCGUCUCUUACGGCCCCCGAUGCUCGCCCUCCGUCACGACUGGUCCUAACUCCUGAUCACCCUUUCCAAUCCCCUCCUUCUCCCUCUCGCUGCUGCCCAGCCCUUUCAAUAAUAAUUCCAAUACCGAUCUCGACGCUUGUGCUGGCUGGAUCUACUCGAAGACUUCGGGUCUCCUGUUUAUAAUACCUCGACUUUCUGUUCCUUCGGGCUCCUCGUCGAAACUUCAUUCGUUUGCUUAUCUGUAUUUCCUUUACCGGUUAUCGCUCACGGUAUCGAUCGACUGCGGUAGUCCC